GGCUCAAACUUUUUUUUUCUGUCCGGCACCUGUUGAGCGACUAGUCUUCCACACAAACCGAGAAAGCUCAGCAGAACCACUUUUACGGACUACAGCACAACUCCAAUUCGAGUGGGAGAUAAUGCUUUUGUACAUUCACUUUUAUGCAAGAAUACCUCUUUCAAACCUGGAUUGUUUUAUUUUAAUUUUUGUAUUUUAAACAUUUGCCACUUUGUUUCGAUCACUUUGUGCUCUUGGUUGUUUUUAUAAAGAUUUGCUUUUUCUUUCUUUGUUUUUUUUUUCUGGCAACUAUUUCAUUUUCCUCUGGGUGGAUUGAUGGUGAAGAUUAUGCGGAUUCUCGCGCGCGUCCGUGCGCCGAAGCAGCACCGGUGCCCCUGCUGAUUCCCGAGCCCCCCGCCCCCCACCCCCCAGUCUCCCUGAACCCUGCGCCGCACCACCACUCCAAUUUAUCCAAAUGAUACCUCCAUCAAUCCUCAUCCUUCUCGCGUUGCUUCUGCAUUCAAGUGGCUCGGAGCCUCAGGAAAGUCAUGUCAGCAAGUUUCACCCUCCGGGCAGCAAGGAGCAAAACGGAGUGCAGGAGUCCCAUCAGGAGAAGGUGAUCAUGGUGUCUGGAGAGGGGACGAUCCAUAGCCCGGAUUUCCCUCUCACUUACCCCAGGAACAUCGUGUUGGUGUGGAGACUGGUGGCGGCGAGCAACAUGAGGAUUCAGUUUACCUUUGAUGAGAGAUUUGGCUUGGAAGACUCCGAGGACGGAAUAUGCAAGUAUGACUUUGUUGAGCUGGAGGAUCCGACCGAUGGGAGCAUCCUGGGCCGCUGGUGUGGGUUGCAGGCAGCCCCCGCGGCCCACCUCACCAAAGGCAAUCAGGUCCGCGUACGCUUCGUCUCGGAUGAGUACUUCCCAUCCGAGCCGGGCUUCCUCAUCCGCUACUCCAUCCAGCCAGCGAUUCCGGCAGGAACCGAACUUCCAUCCCAGUUGGACCUGCAAGAGCUGUCGGCUGCCGUGUCGGGCCUGAGAACAGUGGAGGAGGUGAUGAAGUACUUGGAGCCCGAGCGCUGGCAGCUCGACAUGGAUGACUUGUAUAAACCGACGUGGCACGUGCUCGGCAAAUCCUUCAUCCAUAACAAGAAAGCCAGAGGAGGCGCUGACCUCAACCAGCUUUGGGAGGAAUCUCAGCUGUAUAGCUGCACGCCACGCAACCUGUCCGUGUCGCUGCGCGAGGAGCUCAAGCGGACCGAUGCCAUUUUCUGGCCCAGCUGCCUCCUGGUGAGGCGUUGUGGCGGGAACUGCGCCUGCUGCGCUCACCGCUGCUUCGACUGCCAGUGCCAGCCAGCCCGCGUCACCAAAAAGUACCACGAGGUUCUGCUGCUGAAACACCGCAGCGGCGGCCGAGGCCUGCAGAAGUCCAUGACCGACGUGGCCUUAGAGCACCACGAGGAGUGUGCGUGCGUGUGCAAGGACACCGAUAACGGCAACAAUAGCGCGCCCAUCGGACACGUUUAAAGCAAAAUUGGACGAAGAAAGUAAAACCAAGAUUGGGACAGAUUCCAUCUCUUGAACGUCAUGGAAUAAAUACUGAGACUACAAAUUCCACCGGCCUCUAUUUGGAGUGAUGGAAGACAAUUUGAGAUAAGGAGUUGCCUGUUCCUCACCUCUUUUCAGCUGAUGUCACGGGAAAUGGGAGUUUCUUUUGUUCGAGUGAUUUUGCUACUGGCUCCCCUCCAAAACUAUUGGGACAGUGAAGCUAAUCCCUUUUUUUUUUUUUUUGCAUCGCCAUGAUAACUGGGUUUGACAUGAAAACAAACAUCCUUCAAUACCCUCUUCUGCGCACUAUAUAGUGUUUAAGUCUGGGCAUUUUAGCUUGUAUCUUCACCUUCUUGUCCCUCUGAUGAACUUCUUUGUUGUUUUGACACUUGUGAAUUUUUAACAGCCCCAAUAUUUAAAAUUUAUAAUGCGUUUACACACUGUUAGAAUCUUUUUUAAAAUAUUCAGUACAAAGCAAAAUUAAAACAGCCAAAACAACAGUGUAUAUAAAGUUUUCACACCCCUGUUCAAAUGUUUUUUUUUAUGAUAUAGAAACAAAUUGAUAACACUUUUUCCACCAAUAAUGUGACUUGCAGUACCGAGAACUAAAAUAAAAUGCAGAAACCUUUGAUAGUGUGAGUACAAACAAAGUGAGAAAAUGCAGUUGCUCAAGUGUACACAUCCAUUUAAAAUUUGUGAUUAGAUUCAGUCAAUCGUUGCCGCCGAUUACCCCCACAUAGAGUUCUGAUGUUCUAGUAGGCUUUUCUUGGCAUUAUGGUUCGGGGAAAAGCCUACCAGAACAUCUGGACUUCAUUUGAAGUUAAUCAGCGGUACUUAAAAUAGUGCCAGGUGAGUAAUGACUCCCAUUUAACAUGUGCUUGAAUGUGACAUAGCCACAUUCACUGUUUAUGAGGGUGUGGACACUUGUGCAAGCACAUGAUCACACUUCUUUUUCCUCAUUUGAGUGCUACAGGUUAGAAGUCACAUUGAUGAAAAUAGCUUGGAAAUGAUUGACUGUCUUGUUUUUUUGUGCCACACAAAGUGUUGAACGUUUGUGCCAACGUUCUCUAUCCACUGUGUAUGGCAAAUGUUAAAGCGACACACACUUUUUUUUAAUGUAAAUAUGUUUGAAAAUCUAAUUCUGAAAAACAUUUUGAUGUCCAACCCCAAUAGUUAAACUAUUUGGCCUCAUUGUUCCAAUACUUUUGGAGGGGAUUUUUCAACCCAAAGCCUCCCUCGUGUGUAAAUAUUCCAUUUGUGCUUCUUGUCCUUGCUAAGGUGCCUUUUCUUCCCCUACCAAAGAGAUUGUGGGUGCUUCAUUUGAGGCAGCUACACCUGUCAAGUAUUUAUUUCUCUGCCAAAAAAAAACCAAACAAUCAUUUCAGCGCAAACACAUUCAAUGGGUUUUUUUUGUACAGUUCGACAUGCUUUCAUUUUCUUCCUGUAUCAUUUUUUAAAAUGUUUUUUUCAUUCACUCAUGUUUAGUUAUUUAUCUACGUUUCUCUCCCUCUGGGCAACAACUGUUAUUUUAUUGUACCGAAAUUCUGAAAUAAACUCUUUCAUUUCAUA
Messenger RNA from Hippocampus zosterae (dwarf seahorse), 3091 nucleotides. RefSeq names its product platelet derived growth factor c (gene pdgfc). The record is from RefSeq and is a predicted model, not a curated record. The coding region runs from base 455 to 1501 and encodes 348 amino acids. NCBI's taxonomy places the organism in Eukaryota, Metazoa, Chordata, Actinopteri, Syngnathiformes, Syngnathidae. Gene Ontology annotation, biological process: positive regulation of ERK1 and ERK2 cascade; positive regulation of MAP kinase activity; platelet-derived growth factor receptor signaling pathway. Gene Ontology annotation, molecular function: platelet-derived growth factor receptor binding; growth factor activity. The transcript is spliced from 6 exons. Gene Ontology annotation, cellular component: membrane.